This is a messenger RNA of Gastrolobium bilobum, 1957 nucleotides long. RefSeq lists its product as uncharacterized. The record is from RefSeq and is a predicted model, not a curated record. The transcript has 3 exons. NCBI's taxonomy places the organism in Eukaryota, Viridiplantae, Streptophyta, Magnoliopsida, Fabales, Fabaceae. The coding region runs from base 398 to 1276 and encodes 292 amino acids.
UGAGUUGCACCGCCACCGAUAACUUCUUCCGCUCAUACGAGUGGGAAUUUUUGAGAGCAACUUCAUAUUCGUUAAUCGGUCACCUAAGAAAGAAAGGGAAGUUUAAGUAAAGAAUUUAUGAGAGCAUCGAUUCGAAUAAUCUUUAUCAUCUCCUUCACGUUUAGUUUCAACUUUCAAGAUUCAAACCCCAAGUCCCCAAUUACAUGCUUCUAACACUGUCACUAUUCCCAGGUUUCUAUAUCGUUCUCGAACUUUCACUUCUUGGAAGCCAUAGAUUUUAGUGAUUUAGUUCAUCGGAGCAGCAUGUUAGGGUUUCUGAAAAACCAAUAUCGGAAGAAAUUUCAAACCCUAGAUUCCAUAAUUCCAUAGAGUUGGUGGCUGGUUGCUACUUCCGUUAAUGGCGAUCAUCGGCGACGCGCUACGCCAAGCGUUCAUGCCGAAGCGCGAGUACGAGAGUCUCAGGGAAGAAGAAAAAGCAUGGGGCAAGCUUCAGAGACCUCUGACCAUGGCUUUUGUUGCUGUAAUCUGGCUCGCAAUCAUCGUGUGCACGGUUAUCAGUUUGAAAAUCGUGUUUCCAGGUAGAGAUGGGAAAAGGCCGUUCUGCGUCGAUAGGAGGCUUCAAUCCAUGCAGAUAGGGUUGAGGGGUAGCUCCGAUUCGGAUCUGUAUCCUGGCGCUUUCUAUCUUACGGACCAGGAAAUUGCUGAUUAUUACUGGAUGGUUGUGUUCAUUCCCUCGUUGAUCGUUUUCGUGGUAUCUGUUGUGUAUCUCAUUGCUGGCAUCACUGUAGCUUAUUCUGCUCCCACAAGGCACGGAUGCUUGAAGGUGGUUGAAAAUAAUUAUUGUGCAUCAAGACGGGGUGGCGUUCGCUGUCUAUCCAUCCUGAAUCUUAUCUUUGCUAUCAUAUUUGGUCUUCUUGCCUUGUUUCUUGGUUCAAGCCUCUUGACAUUAGGGAGCAACUGCUCUACACCUCUGUUUUGGUGCUAUGAAGUUGCAUCGUGGGGACUGGUUGUUCUAUAUCUUUGCACUGCCUUCUUCCUGAGGAGAAAGGCAGCCAUGAUUCUUGAUGAGGGAAACUUUAGUGGUCGAAAUCUAGGGCUGGAAAUGCUGGAAGCGAAUCCCCUGGAAGUCACACCAGAUGUGGAAAGGCGUGUGAACGAAGGGUUUAAAGCAUGGAUGGGUUCAUCCCUUCUUUCCUCUGACGACGAAGAUGAACCUGACAGUUAUGAGGAGGCACCUCAUUUAACACGUACUAACUCAAACAGGCAAAGGCUCUGAACUCGAUAAAUUCAGAUUGACAUCAUCCUUUCCAGCCUUUCAUGCCUUUAAGAAUGCAGUGAUGGUAUGGAAUUCAAUUUUGGACAAAAAAAUGUUUUGACACGUAUGGUAUGACAAGAACAAAUGUUGAUUAAAGGGACGUGGAUUUUAUGCUGCUUUGAACCUCGAUUUCAUCUACUCCAUUAGGGAACCUGGGUAGUCUAGUUUGUGGAUAAUAAUUAAAUUGUGAAUGACCAAGCUUUGACUUUCCUAAGGUGGAUAGUAAAGCAUUUGCUAAUCAUCUCUAUAUAGGCCUGCUUUUGACAUGGUUUGUGUGCUUCAUUUCGAGCUACUUAAUAGAAACAGUGAUUUUGACUUGCCCCCUUGUCAACGCACGUGAAUUUGAGCCGUUAGCAAAGGUCAACAUAGACAGAUGUUGGAACUUGAAUGGGAUGCGAAAAUCAAGUUUGGAAGCUAGCUGCUGAGCUGUUAUCGGGAGAUAUUUUGCAUGGCAAGUAAUCAAGCGUUGCAUUGAAAAAAGCUUCUAUCUUUUAAUGAAAUUUUUAGUCUGAAAAACUAUAGCAAAUGAUGGCUCUUGCAGUUUAAAUUUCCAAUAGUAGAUAGCAGAGUAAAACAAAGGAGGGCCUGAUAAUAAAAAUUCGAGGGCAUAAGUUAUUAUGUUUAGUUUUUAAAGAAUGAAUA